AUGGCGAGCAGCGGCCAUAUGCAUAACUUCACCACCCUGAUCAAGCGGCUCGAGGCGGCGACCUCCCGCUUGGAGGACAUGGCGAUGUCCAUAGAUGACCCCAACUCUCCAAAGGACAGCAGUACUCCUGCUGCUGCUACACCUGCAGUUCCCGAGCCUCCCAAGCCUGCUCCCCCGCCACCCGCAGCUCCAGCUCCCGCUCAACUCCCGCCGCAGAUCCAAGACUUCGACAUCUUCAUUAAGGAUGAUGUCCAGAAGUUCGCGAAUCUGGGUGAGAAGAUUGGAGGACUGAUUUCAGAGCAGUCUCAAGCUGUCCUUCAGGCCUUCCAGGCUCAGCGCACCUACCUCUACGUCACAACGAAGGCUAAGAAGCCCGAGCCUCAGCCCGCAGAGCUUAUGACCGACCUCCACAAGGCUUCCGAUAAAAUCAAUAACGUUCGUGAGGCAAACCGGGCCUCCCCGCUAUCCAACCACUUGACUGCCAUCUCGGAAGGGACCAUGGGUCUGGGCUGGUUCUUUGCACCCAAGCCUGCUGCUUUCAUUGAGGAGAUCAUUGGUGGUAUCCAAUACUACGGCAACAAUGUGCUGAAGGAGUACAAAGAAAAAGACCGCACACACGUCGAAUACAUCCAAGCAUACUACCAGAUCUUCAAAGCGCUUCUGGCCUACCUCACAAAGUACUACCCAGGUGGCUUGACCUGGAACAACGAGUCCGGGGUCUCGGCUCUUGAGGCCCUUCAACAGAUCAAGGGCGGAUCUGGCGCCCCAGCUGGAGCAGGACCCGUUCCUCCUCCCCCUCCCCCUCCACCUCCCCCGCCUGUCCCAUCUCUAAACGUCCCUGGCGGUGGUGCUCCCCCUCCCCCUCCUCCCCCUGGCAUUCCACCUGCACCCGCUCCUUCAGCCCCGGGAUCAGACAUGUCCGCCGUGUUCGACCAGCUUAACCAGGGUGAACAAAUCACCUCUGGCCUCCGCAAGGUCGACAAGUCCGAGAUGACGCACAAGAACCCUUCUCUGCGUGCUGGCUCCACUGCGCCGGAAGGCUCCAGCGCCAACCGCGGCAAGUCACCGGCCCCUAGCAAGAAGCCCAAGCCGGAAAGCAUGCGCACGAAGAAGCCUCCCCGUAAGGAGCUGGAGGGUAACAAGUGGCUGAUUGAGAACUUCGAGGCUCCGGAUGAGAUUAUCGAAGUCUCAGCGGCACAGAACCAGUCUCUUUUGAUCUCGCGUUGCAAUAAGAGCAUUGUUAAGGUUAACGGCAAGGCAAAUGCUAUCGCUAUUGACAACUGUACUGGCCUGUCUAUUAUUGUCGACUCCCUUGUUAGCAGUUUGGAUAUCAUCAAGUGUCCUAAAUUUGCGCUUCAGAUCGAUGGUAUAGUCCCCACUGUCCUGCUGGACCAGGUCGAUGGCGCUACUAUCUAUCUCGGACAGCAGAGCUUGGCUACUGAGGUCUUCACUAGCAAGUGUAGUGCUGUGAACAUUAUGCUUCCACCCAAGGAGGGAACUGAUGAUGAUACUAAGGAAUGUCCUUUGCCGGAGCAGCUGAAGAGUUACAUUAAAGAUGGUGUUCUGGUGAGCGAGAUUGUCGAGCAUGCUGGCUAA
This is a messenger RNA of Penicillium angulare, 1596 nucleotides long. RefSeq names its product adenylate cyclase-binding protein (gene capA). Bases 1 to 1596 code for a protein of 531 amino acids. The record is from RefSeq and is a predicted model, not a curated record. The transcript has 4 exons. Gene Ontology annotation, cellular component: cytoplasm. Lineage: Eukaryota; Fungi; Ascomycota; Eurotiomycetes; Eurotiales; Aspergillaceae. Gene Ontology annotation, biological process: cytoskeleton organization; regulation of adenylate cyclase activity. Gene Ontology annotation, molecular function: adenylate cyclase binding; actin binding.